Messenger RNA from Sclerotinia sclerotiorum 1980 UF-70, 693 nucleotides. RefSeq lists its product with no specific name. The coding region runs from base 1 to 693 and encodes 230 amino acids. The transcript has a single exon. The record is from RefSeq and is a predicted model, not a curated record. Lineage: Eukaryota; Fungi; Ascomycota; Leotiomycetes; Helotiales; Sclerotiniaceae.
AUGAGUGCUAGUAUGUUACCGCCACCUCCGAAGACUGAGCACAGCAAGGACGAUGAUUAUCUUAGACAACAAUGGGCCAAUCAUCUAAACACCCAGUAUGAGAAUUAUGAGGCAGCCAAAGCUGGAGAAGACGCCGUUGUAGAGAGGAUUGUGGUUAGAGCCGGCAACGGCAGAAACACAAACAAAGAAGAGAUUGAAAAAACUUAUGAAAUCAUCAGACGUCGUGUCGAUCCAACUUCUCUCAAGGCGACCGUUGAACAGGAAUACAUAGUGGCUGAAGCUCAGAAGUGCUUCCAUAAGUGGGGAGUAACCAAGCCCAGAGAAGCUUGGGGUUUUCAGCACGAGGCAUCUGUAGGACAAAAAACUCUCAUUGAUGAUAUUGUUAGCAGGUACGGCGAAAAAUAUAAGGAGCUGUCUGCUAUUGGAAGCGUUUAUCUGCUGUACAAGAGGCCUUUUCCUGAAGCCGAAGAUUUUUUAGUGCGUAAAUGGAUGAGCUUUUGGGAAAGCGGCUUCAGCCUCGAAUUGGAACGUCGUAAGAAACGCGAUCAGGUAGUAGAGGAUAUCACGUACUGUUUCGGUGUCGUCAGGAAUGAGGCGGAUAUCAAAAGAUGGUAUUUAGAACACGCGAAGGCAGAAGGGUUCACAAACUACCCCGUAAAACCCCAUCCGCUCGUUGAUGCACGUCGCCUCUAG